Cinara cedri is the source of this 2346-nucleotide messenger RNA. The record is from the annotation of a GenBank genome assembly. Lineage: Eukaryota; Metazoa; Arthropoda; Insecta; Hemiptera; Aphididae.
AUGGAGGGCUUUGAUACACCUGGGAUUUUUUUCUCUGACACUUUUGGUGAUGAUGACAACAAUUUAGCGUCUUCAUUGUUAACUGCUAGAACUAUAAAAAAAACAUUCAAAGAAUUUUUAAAAACUUACAAUGAAGAAAAUUUUAACUACAAGUAUAGAGACACCUUGAAGCGUAACUGUAAUUUGGGACAAUAUUGGCUAGUAAUAAAUAUCGAGGAUUUAGCUGGAUUUGAUGAAAAUCUUGCUGAUAAGUUAUACAAACAACCUGUGGAACAUUUACCAGCAUUUGAAGAUGCUGCUACAGAAUUAGCACAAGAGUUAAUUGCAAUGGAUAAUUCAGAAGAUAUUGAGCAUGUUCAAAUAUUAUUGGCUACAGAUUCAUUGGCUUCUUCUUUGCGUUCUAUUAAGUCUGAGUCUGUUUCUCAUUUGGUCAAAAUACCUGGUAUUAUAGUCUCAGCUUCAAGUAUUCGUGCUAAAGCUACACAGAUAACAUUACAAUGUCGAUCUUGUCGUAAUGUAUUACCACAUUUACCUGUUAAACCCGGUAUGGAUGGUUAUAUUUUACCAAGAAAAUGUACAACUGAACAAGCUGGUCGUCCACAAUGCCCUUUAGAUCCAUAUUUUAUUAUACCAGACAAAUGCAAAUGUGUUGAUUCUCAAAUUUUAAAAUUACAAGAAUUGAGUGAUUCUACACCUCAAGGUGAAAUGCCAAGGCAUGUACAAUUAUAUUGUGAUCGUUACCUAUGUGAACGUGUAGUUCCAGGAAAUCGUGUCAUGGUGGUUGGUGUUUAUUCUAUUAAAAAGGUAACUUGCAUUAGUUAUAUUACUAGUUGAUCAUAUUAUUUAUUUUAUAAUUUAUACUUAUGUUAAAAUACAUUAUUAGGUUAAAACUUCAAAGAAACAAAAACUUGCUGAAAAUUCUCGUACUGUAGUUGGAGUGCGUGCUCCAUAUUUAAGAGUCUUAGGAUUUCAAAUGGAUAAUCAAGUUGGAGGCUUCACUACUUCAAUACCUACGUCUCUUGAAGAUGAAGAAUUAUUUAGAAAAUUGGCAUCAUCUACUGAUAUUUAUGAGCGUAUUGCUAAGUCUAUAGCACCCUCUAUUUUUGGAUUCAGUGAUAUUAAAAAAGCAAUUGCUUGUCUUCUAUUUGGUGGAUCACGUAAAAAACUUCCAGAUGGUUUAACACGUCGUGGAGAUAUUAAUUUAUUGCUUUUGGGAGAUCCUGGUACAGCUAAAUCACAACUUCUGAAGUUUGUUCAACAAGUCUCUCCUAUUGGAGUGUACACAUCUGGAAAAGGUUCUUCAGCUGCUGGUCUUACAGCUUCUAUAAUUCGUGAUCCAGCAUCUCAUAAUUUUGUGGUAGAAGGUGGAGCAAUGGUAUUGGCUGAUAGUGGUGUUGUUUGUAUUGAUGAAUUUGACAAGAUGAGGGAAGGUGAUAGAGUAGCGAUUCACGAGGCUAUGGAACAACAAACUAUUUCAAUUGCUAAAGCUGGUAUUACAACUACUCUUAACAGUCGUUGUUCAGUAAUAGCUGCAGCAAAUUCAGUAUUUGGUCGGUGGGAUGAUAGUAAAGGGGAAGAUAAUAUUAAUUUCAUGCCCACAAUUUUGUCUAGGUAUGAUAUGGUGUAUGAUCAACAUAUUAGCAAUUAAAAAUUUAUUUUAAUUGUAAAUAUAUUUUUCAUUUUAGAUUUGACAUGAUAUUCAUUAUAAAAGAUGAACAUAAUCAAAUUCGUGAUAUGACACUGGCUAAGCACAUUAUGAAUGUACAUUUAAUGAAUGGUCAAGCCAAACAAGAAGUGGAAGGAGAAUUACCAUUAGCAACAAUAAAAAAAUUCUUAAAUUACUGUCGUCAACGUUGUGGUCCUCGUUUAUCUGAAAAAGCUGGUGAAACACUUAAAAGUCGUUAUGUUAUAAUGAGAACUGGGUGCCACGAAUUAGAAUCUGAGAAAAAACUUGCUAUUCCUAUCACUGUAAGACAAUUAGAAGCCAUUAUUCGUAUAGCUGAAUCUUUGGCUAAAAUGCAAUUACAGCCUUUUGCGACUGAAAAUCAUGUAGAUGAGGCAUUAAGAUUGUUUCAAGUGUCAACUUUAAGUGCAGCCACAUCAGGCUGUCUAUCGGGAGUUGAAGGAUUUUCAACUGAAGAAGACACAGAAACACUACAAAGAAUCGAAAAACAAUUAAAACGCCGAUUCCCAAUUGGAUCUCAAGUAUCUGAGUUCAGUAUUAUUCAAGAUUUUUUGAGACAAAAAUACCCACAAAGAGCCAUAGAUAAAGUUAUAUACUUAAUGAUCAGGAGAGGUGAAGUACAACAUAUUAUGCAACGUAAAAUGUUAAUUAGACUUAAAUAA